Brassica oleracea var. oleracea is the source of this 725-nucleotide messenger RNA. Its product is annotated as ethylene-responsive transcription factor ERF023. Gene Ontology annotation, molecular function: DNA-binding transcription factor activity; DNA binding. NCBI's taxonomy places the organism in Eukaryota, Viridiplantae, Streptophyta, Magnoliopsida, Brassicales, Brassicaceae. The transcript has a single exon. The record is from RefSeq and is a predicted model, not a curated record. Gene Ontology annotation, biological process: regulation of DNA-templated transcription. Bases 42 to 608 code for a protein of 188 amino acids.
GUGACUAACCACAUAACAAACUCUUUGUGUUACAAGAAAGAAUGAAACUAUCUCCACCACAACCACCAGCACUUAAUAACAACGACCCAACAGCCGCUGCUUCUGCCGUUAAAUCUUGCGGCGGAGGCGGUGGAGAAACCUUCUCGACGACGAGGCAUCCAGUGUACCACGGAGUUCGCAAACGCCGAUGGGGAAAGUGGGUUUCCGAGAUUAGAGAGCCCCGGAAAAAAUCUAGGAUUUGGCUCGGAUCUUUUCCGGUGCCGGAGAUGGCAGCUAAAGCCUACGACGUGGCCGCGCUUUGUCUGAAAGGAAGAAAAGCUCAGCUUAAUUUCCCCGACGAAAUCGACGAUCUUCCUCGACCUUCGACAUGUACUGCCAGGGAUAUCCAAGUCGCCGCGGCCAAAGCUGCCAACGCCGUCAAGAUCACUAAAACGGGAGAUGACGUGGCAGAUAUCGACGACGGAGAUGAUUUCUGGUCAGGCAUAGAGCUGCCCGAGCUUAUUAUGACCGGAGGUGGGUGGUCACCGGAGCUUUUCGUUUCCGGAGAAGAUGCCACGUGGGUGGUCGACGGUGACUCGUAUCAGUAUCAGUUCAUGGCGUGUCUGUGAGUGUAGUUGUCUUGUCGACUGUGUCGUAUUCGCUAUACGUGUGCGCUGUAUUGUUAUUGUGUUGGAUAGAUCGAUUUAAUGCAACUAUAUUAUAUUUUUAUGCAUUUUUAUUUUAUU